UCUCCAGAGCUCAUCUCCAAACCACCGAAUCCCAUCUUUCACCGGUAGAUCGCCUCUCCAGCACCGCAGAUGUCAGCCUGAAGCCUCAUUUUAGCCCCCUUUUUAUUUUUUCACCCCGGUCCUCUCACGGAGCCGCGCUGAUGUCGGACGGAUUCUUCCAUCAGGAUUCUGGUGCGUAAAACCCGAACUUUCACGCGGACGAACCGGACUUUGAGAGAGUCUUAUCCCUGUUGGAUUUAACGGAGAAGAAGGAAGAAUUAGAGCUGGGAGGAAGCGGGAUCAGAUGCGCCGUUAAAGGAGCGGAAAGAGCAGCGGAGCGCGGCCGGGUCAGGGCGACUCAGCGGCGGUACAUGUCUCCGAGGUUUCUACUUCCUGUGACAUCAUCACAUCAUGCCUGAGGGGUCGCGGCGCGGCAGCCAGAGAUCGCCAAGUAACGCAGCUGCCAAGCGUCCGUCCUCCGUCUCGUCUCUCAGUGGGAUCGUGGGAAGGAUGAUGUCGUCCGGUGACCGAGGAGCAUCGUCUUCCUCCUGCACCUCCGUCAACACCGUCUGUUCUGAUGGAGAACGUCCGGCCUCCUUGUCUCUGUCCUCUUCGGCCUCCUCGGUGUCUCUGCAGGACGCCUCCCACUCCUCGUCCUCCUCGUCUUCGUCCUCCUCCUCUUCGCUGCCGUACGGCGCCGUGCCGACCUACAACGCCUCGUCCUCCUCCUCCACACCCAAACGCAACGGAUCCGACAUCAGCCUGGACCUCACGCCACUCGUCACGGCGGCAGGAGGAGGAGGAGGGGUUGCCAAGGCGACAGGAGGAGGCCACGCCCCCAAUGGGCAUGGGACCAAUCAGGCUACGGCAGUGGCGGCGACACCAAGGCAGCUUUCUCGGCUGGAACGAGUCGCUCUGGAGAUCCUAGAGACGGAACAAGCCUACGUCCGAGACCUGAAGAGCAUCGUGGAGGACUACCUGGGCUGCAUCAUCGACUGCGGCGCCCUGCCUCUGAAGCCGGAGCAGGUCAGCACUUUGUUCUGCAACAUCGAGGACAUCUACGAGUUCAACAGCGACCUGCUGGAGGAUCUGGAGAGGAGUCCUCACGCCGCCGCCAUCGCCGAGUGUUUCGUAGAACGGAGUGAAGCGUUUGACAUCUACACACUCUACUGCAUGAACUACCCAAAUUCGGUCGCAGUCCUGAGAGAAUGUAUGAAGAACGAGAGUCUGGUUCGGUUCUUCCAGGAGAGACAGACGACCCUGAACCACUCCUUACCUCUGGAGACCUACCUGCUGAAACCGGUGCAGAGGAUCCUCAAGUACCACCUGUUACUGCAGGAACUUUCCAAGCACUUUGAUAAGAGCGAUCCUGGAUACGAGGUGGUGGAGGACGCCAUCAUCACCAUGACAGCGGUCGCCUGGUACAUCAACGACAUGAAGAGGAAACAGGAGCACGCCGUCAGGCUGCAGGAGAUCGAGGCCCUGCUGGUGAACUGGACCGGUCCAGACCUGAGCGGCUUCGGGGAGCUGGUUCUGGAGGGUUCCUUCAAGGUCCACCGGGUGAAGAAGGAACGAGCGUUCUUCCUGUUCGACAAGAUGCUGCUGAUCGCCAAGAAGAGGCUGGAGCAGUUUGUCUACAGCACGCACAUCUUCUGCUGCAACCUGCUGCUGGUGGAGACUCUGAAGGAUCCGUUGUGUUUCCGAGUUUCUGACCAGACGAUUCCCAAACAGCAGCACGUCGUUCAGACCAAGAACCAGGAGGAGAAGCGACUCUGGGUUCAUUACCUCAAGAGACUCAUCGUGGAAAACCAUCCGGCUUCACUGCCGCAGAAGGCGAGGCAGGUUCUGGGAGACAACUUCUGUCAGAGUCCUCAGUUUGAUCAGGAGAACCUGAAGAAGUCGACCGGCUCCCCGAGACUCGACGACAUCCACGGGUUCCACCGAGGGAGACGUCAGUCAGAACCUCCAGAGCUGCUGAUGUUCACGCCUGAGAAGUCCAGGAAGAGUUUACCGCUGCUGCUGGACGGAAACCUGCCGUACCGACGCACCAGGAGGCAGUCGGCUCCGGCCAAAGACAUCGAAGCAGCGUUCCAUCCCAGCGGUGAGAGUCAGAUUGAAGAGGAGGAAGAGGAGUUGACGCCCCUCAGCCCUCCUCCCACUCUGUCUAUCACCGAGGAGAUCCUGGAGUUCAUCAACCAGAGCAGAGCCAGAGAAGGUUUCACCGCCAUCCACAGCGACGCCACGACGUUUGACCGACCCGACUUCAAUCCUUCAGUUGAUUCUCGUGUUCGUCACACUUUGAGCAGCUUUUAA
Molecule: messenger RNA, 2292 nt
Organism: Acanthochromis polyacanthus (spiny chromis)
Lineage: Eukaryota; Metazoa; Chordata; Actinopteri; Pomacentridae
Gene: plekhg2
Product: pleckstrin homology domain containing, family G (with RhoGef domain) member 2
Exons: 17
Coding region: 391-2292 (633 amino acids)
Molecular function (GO): guanyl-nucleotide exchange factor activity
Source: RefSeq, a predicted model, not a curated record